Molecule: messenger RNA, 1233 nt
Organism: Xiphophorus hellerii (green swordtail)
Lineage: Eukaryota; Metazoa; Chordata; Actinopteri; Cyprinodontiformes; Poeciliidae
Gene: tbcc
Product: tubulin folding cofactor C
Exons: 1
Coding region: 37-1068 (343 amino acids)
Biological process (GO): post-chaperonin tubulin folding pathway; tubulin complex assembly
Cellular component (GO): cytoplasm
Molecular function (GO): tubulin binding
Source: RefSeq, a predicted model, not a curated record
UAGUGGUCGUGACAUCACAUCCGUAACCGUAUCAACAUGGACGCCACUCUGGAAACAAGUGAAGAAAAUGGGUUUUAUGACAGAAAUGCAGCCGCCAAACUACAUGAGCGAAUCGAGAAACGUCAGCAGGUGUUGGCAGAAGACGUUGAACGAAGAAAAGAGGCGAGACAGAGCCAAUCGGUGGCUGAGGAGAAGAGUGAGUAUUUUGUGAGCACUUUUAACGCGGAGCGGGCGGGUAUCCAGGAGCUUCUUUCCGACUGUUCUGGAGCUGACCGACCCACUGUGACCCAGAAACUGGAAGAGGCCACGGCCAAGAUGACGCAGCUACAGAAAUUUCUGAACGACAGCAUGAUAUUUCUGAGCCAGUACCAAAUAAGAGUAGCUCAGGGCGCUCUGCAGAAGCUCCAGGCAUCUCUGAAUGAGACCAGAGAGGAGGCCCUGCCCAAGAAAAAGUUCACAUUUAGAGCGAGAACCAAAGCUGCGGAGAAGGUCUCUGAUUCUCCUCCUCCUCCUCCAUCUGAGACUGUGAGUUCAGGUGUCACUAAAGUGGAUGAAGCCACAAUCUCAGAGCAGACUGGCUUCUCCAACAUCAGCAACGAGUCUCUAACAAAGACAUCAGAGGAGAUCCAAAACAGAGAUGUGCUGCUGACUCACCUGACCAACUGCAAGGUUCGUCUGUAUGGUUCUCCCAGCACCCUGCACCUGAAACACAUCACAGCCUGUGAGGUUCUCUGUGGACCUGUAGCUACCUCUGUGUUCGUGGAUCACUGUAGCAACAGUGUCCUAGGCUUCGCCUGCCAGCAGCUGAGGACCCACAACACCACCGACACCCAGGUGUACCUACACGUCACCAGCCGGGCCAUCAUCGAGGACUGCCGAGGGGUGAGCUUUGCCCCGUUCUGCUGGUCUUACCCCACCCUGGACCAGGAUUUUACUGCAUCUGGCCUGGACCAGGACAGAAACAACUGGAGCCAGGUGGACGACUUCAACUGGCUGGCUGCUGGGACGCCUUCCCCAAACUGGACUGUUAUUCCAGAAGCAGGCAGAAAAACCACCUGGGACCCUUAAAAUUGAAUGUUUUAAGAUGUUCUCCAAGUUCACAUGUUCAAUUAAAUUAAGUUCUAUUAAAAAUCCCACCUGAUUAUUGUCAUAGAUCCACUCAGUUUUGGGUGGUGCACUUAAAUGUAAUUUAUGUAAACAUUUAAUCUUUAAAAUAAAGUUUCUUGCAUGUUA